Messenger RNA from Scedosporium apiospermum, 912 nucleotides. RefSeq lists its product as uncharacterized. The record is from RefSeq and is a predicted model, not a curated record. The coding region runs from base 1 to 912 and encodes 303 amino acids. The transcript is spliced from 3 exons. NCBI's taxonomy places the organism in Eukaryota, Fungi, Ascomycota, Sordariomycetes, Microascales, Microascaceae.
AUGGCGGUGCAACACGUCGCACCGGUGCUCCAGGCGCCCGUAUUUUCACCUGAUCCGCUGUCUCCAGCUGUCAAACAAGAGCUCCUUCCCCAUCUCUGGCCGCUUUCAGGAGGCGAGCCGCAAAUGAGAAGCCCCGAUGAGUUCGAUGCCUACUUCACCUAUCUGCGACAAGAAUGUAGGCAUGGUUUGCACCACGACCAUGCCAUGCAGUCGUACGCCGACAUGGUCUUCAUCCUAAGCAUUAUCCGCGGAAACCCAUCUGCAAGUCUUACCGACAUUCGAGCACUUAUCAGCCGCCUCAAUUCGAGGUUGAGUUCAGACGACCGGAAGCUUUCCGCAUCCAUCGAACUUGCGGUUCGCCUCUGGCUCAUGACUAGCGUCAGGAUCCUCAUGCCUACGCACCAGGACGACUUCGACGUCAGCCUACCAUGGCCAGACAAUCAGAGCCUCGUGGAUGUCCUCCGGCGACACAUGUCUCAGCCCCCAUCCUCGCCUCUCUCCACUCUCGAACACUUUUCUCCAUACUUCAAUGUCGCCGACAUGAGGAACAUUGCGGGCUUCCGCGUCCUGUGGACAAACUGUCUCUCAGACCAUCUCAGUAUUAGAGGUUCUUCUAUCUACUUGUUCAACCAAGUGUCGAUGCUUAAGCGCCUAAGAGCUUCGGCUACAAGGUACGGUCUUCUUAUCCCCGGAGAGAUCAGUCGAGUUGGCCUCGAUCCAGACAUCAUGUACCGUGAGACGGCUGAUAAGAGGAAGGCCGCAUACGUAUACUGGCGGGAGAGGCUCCUGGCUGCGUCCGAGAUCUUUGACAGAACAAAGCCAUCGACUCUCGUCCAGUGGUGGUACGACCGCCGCGACAUGGGACAGUGGUGGGGUUUCUGGCUAGUAGUGGUUCUGAAACCCAGCAACUAA